Messenger RNA from Heterobilharzia americana, 1476 nucleotides. Lineage: Eukaryota; Metazoa; Platyhelminthes; Trematoda; Strigeidida; Schistosomatidae. The record is from the annotation of a GenBank genome assembly.
AUGUUACAAAGUUGUGUUCCGUCCAAACGAUCUCCUGAAUAUACCAAAGAAAUGUCUAUACAAAUUAUUUCAUGUCCAUUACUUCGAAAACUUCUAGAGACAUACGAAUUUCCAUCGAAAUUAAUCAGUUUUGAAGAAAAUAGUAGAAAUCAGAAUCUUCGUUUAUUACUUGGUUGGAAGUACUCAGCUUGGUUGCGAUGCAUACCGUAUGAUAAACAUUUCAGUUCUAAACAUUACGGAAGUAAUUCUGACGAUGAUAACAACAACAUAGUGGAAUCAAUCCAUUUGCAAAUGUUUCAACAAACCGGCAUAAAGCAUAAUUCUCAGAUUACAUCCGUUUUAUUUUUCAGUCCAUUAGAAAUCUUGAUAACUGGUGAUGUAUGUGGAACAAUAAAGACUUGGAACACCGAUCAAGUUCAGUUGGCAAUAUUUCAAAGUCACUCAGGGGAGAUUUCUUAUUUUUCUACGCAUAGAUGGGAUUUGGUAAAACCACAUAAAUUUCACUCUAUAUCACCAAGUUUUGUUUCAGUAAGCAGAGAUGGUAUGAUCAAGUGUUGGCAGUUUUGGCAAUCGAAAUGCAUUUACCAAAACUCUAAUAACACAAUAAAAAUGCCAUCAGUUAAUAACUUCAAGAGGAGUAGUAUGAUGGAAGUGGACAGCCGACAGGCACUUAUGAAUUUAUAUUCAAAUUUGUUAUCUCAGAACACUCUUUCAAUAAAUCAGAUUCAUGAAGUUCAUGACGUGUUGGUAAAACCACAUAGUGGUAAUAUUGUUUUGAUAGGUGUCAGAAAAGUUGCUGAGACACAAACAACACAGGAGGAAGGUCACGAGGAAUACUACAUAGAACACUGGAAGCUAUCUGAACCGUGUUCCCCAUUAGCAGAAUUUCCACAAGUAGUUAAACAUAUUUCAUUGGUGGAGCUAGACGAUUUGUAUGAUGUGGAUACUUUGGAAGCACACCCAGCUGACAGUUAUGACAUAUAUCAGAAACAGAAGUCAAAUGGUGUAGCAAUUAUUAUUUGUGAUGGAAAGCCAGGGAGCAUACACCUAAUUUCUACAUUAAAUGGUUCUAUUAUGACAACAGCAGUAUGUGAGGAUUCCGUUGAAGAUGCUGCAUGGCAUUGGAUAAUGGAAAAGUUGUACGUUUUGCAAAAGAAUGGAAGUAUCGCUGUAUUUUCGACAUGCAGUCGACCAUGCAACCUACUUUGUAUGUGGUCGUCAUCUGUGGAUAAUGUACUUUAUUCUGGUCCACUGUUAUUUUAUCCAGCACAUAGUCCAGAAUAUCUAGAGCUGUUCUUGAACAAUGAAGACUGCAACAGUCUCCUUCCUCAAAUUAUUUUGCUACUUUUAGUUGGACAAUCUGAUGGCUCUUUAGCUGUAAUAUGCCCUAAAGAAGGCAAUGUAAUGAGUAAAGCUCAACACGUCCAUCUGACAAAACACCAGGUAGUAUUUCAGAAUCCAAAAGCAAACCAUUGA